GAUUCUCAGCACUGCAGAUGUGAGGGUGAACGUGUCCUGGAUAUGACUGGCGGCAAGCCUUUCCUCCGUCUCCUCACAGGAUGGACCUGACAGCUUAUGCUGAGCUGUUGAAAGAAUCUGGCAACCAGGUUCUUAAGAGUGGGAACUUCUCUUUGGCCAUCAGAAAGUAUGAUGAAGCCAUCCAGAUUCUCCUGCAGUUAUACCAGUGGGGGGUUCCCCCGAGGGACUUGGCUGUGCUGCUAUGCAACAAAUCCAAUGCAUUUUAUAGCCUUGGGAAGUGGAAUGAGGCAUUUGUUGCUGCCAAAGAAUGUCUCCAGUGGGAUCCAACCUAUGUGAAGGGAUACUACCGCGCUGGUUAUUCCUUGCUGAGAUUGCUCCAGCCUUAUGAAGCUGCUCGCAUGUUUUUUGAGGGUCUGCGACUUCUUCAGAACAGUCACGAUCAGACACAGGUUGCUGAUUUCCUUGUUGGAGUCUUCACCACUAUUAGUGGUGACUCCAUUGUUUUGCAAAGUUUCUUGCCCUGCUUUGAUCAUAUUUUCACAAAUGGAUUCUCAACAGAAGUGUGGCAAUCUGUAAUAGAAAAGUUGGCAAAGAAAGGAUUAUGGCAUUCAUUUCUACUUCUGUCAGCAAAAAAAGACCGACUACCAAGAAAUAUCCAUGUCCCAGAGUUAUCACUGAGAAGUCUCUUUGAGAAAUAUGUCUUCAUUGGAGUUUAUGAAAAAAUGGAACAUGUUCCUAAGUUAGUCCAGUGGCUCAUCUCCAUUGGUGCAAGUAUUGAGACUAUAGGACCAUACCCUCUUCAUGCCCUCAUGAGACUCUGUAUUCAAGCGAGGGAAAACCAUCUUUUCAAGUGGUUAAUGGACCACAAACCUGAGUGGAAAGGCCGCAUCAACCAGAAGGAUGAGGAUGGAUGUACUGUCCUACAUGUCGUUGCCGCCCACUCCCCAGGAUACCUUAUCAAGCGACAAACAGAGGACGUGCAGAUGCUCCUGCGCUUUGGAGCAGAUCCCACUUUGCUGGAUCGACAGUCUCGGUCCGCUGUGGAUGUCCUGAAGAGGAAUAAGAACUUCAAAGCUAUCGAAAAAAUCAACAAUCACUUGGAAAAGCUGGCUACGUGUUCUAAGGACUUAACAGAAAUUCCUCCUGACCUAGUCUGUGACAUUAAUCGAGACUGUGCCAACACCUUCAUUAAGUUCUUACUGGAAAAACAGAAAUGGCCUGAAGUACUUCUGCUACUGACCCGCAAAGUAAGUGGGGAGCCACCGCUCGGAGACUGCCUCAUCCAAGAUUGCAGCUUCUCAGACCUAGACAUCUGUACCAUCAUCCCUCACCUCAGUGCCUGGGACCAGCGGAAGACUCAGCUCCUGGGAUGCCUGAUAGACGGUGGAGCCUUGCCUGAGGGUCUUCAGGAGAGUCAGGAGAGACCACUUGUUAUGUGCCUGAAACACAAGGACUUUGAGUUGGCUUUUCUUCUCCUGACCAAGGGUGCAGACCCCCGUAGUAUUUCUCUCACAGAAGGUGAUACUCCUUUGCAUGCAGCACUCCAUAUCUUUCUAGAUAUUAAAGCUGACAUCGGUUUUAGCUUUCUCAGUCAUCUGUUGGAUCUGUUCUGGUCCAACCCCACUGAAUUUGACUACCUCAACCCCAACAUCCAGGAUAGCAAUGGAAACACACUGAUGCACAUCCUCUUUCAGAAAGGCAUGCUAAGACGCAUGAAGAAGCUGAUAGACCUGCUGGUAAAGUUUGACAUCAAUUUCAACCUGAAGAACAAAGAAGGCAAAGAUGCCCGGCACCGGAUUAAGAAAACUGACUCUCUGCUUUUGGCCUGGAACAAAGCUCUGACAGAGAAUAGGCGGAGAAGUCGACAGGACUCUGCCACCCACCCAGGGAAACCCCCAAGGUCUUCUGCCUCUGGUCAUACAUCUCAGCUCAAAUCUCAGAGUUCAUUCAAGUCACUGCCUUGCAGCACCACUGCCAGAAGCUUGUGUGAAGGAAGUGCAGUCCCUGAUAGCUGGGAGACUCUCCCAGAUGCCCAGGUGACCAGGCAGGAGCCCAAGGUCAUCAGACCACGCUCUCUGAGAGAGCGCCUAGUGCAGGACAUCACAGUUUUGAUUCAGCAGGUUGAAGUGGAUACAUCUCUCCCAGAGGACUGUCUCCAGAGCUCUGAGCCCCAAGAGGCAGUAGCUGGCACAGAAGGAAAGAAAGAUGAGCUCCAGCAAACCUUGGGUGCUGGAGGUUCUGACUGUAGUGGGAAAAAGCCUGCCAUCCCUGAGGCAGGGGAAAGACAUGCUCAGGUAGGCCCUAGGGCCUCACAGCUUGCUCCUCCUGGUGACAGAGGGAAGGAGGGUAGCAAUGAUGAGGAUGACUGGAGCAUGCAGGAGAUUGAGGCUUGCCUUCAGGACUUUGACAGUAUGACCUGGGAGAUUGAGUGUACUUCAGAAAUGCUGAAGAAGCUGUCCAGUAAGGUAAUGACCAAGGUCAUAAAGAAGAAAAUUAUCCUUGCCAUUCAGCAGCUGGGAAAUGGUGAGUGGACCCAGGGCCUACAGAAACGAUUGAAGCACCUGAAAGGAAACAUCCAGCUUUUUGAAGCUAAGCUGGACAAAGGAGCCCGGAUGCUGUGGGAACUCGCCAUUGACUUCUCCCCUCGAUGUAGUGAGAACCCAGAGAAAAUCAUCAACACAGAGUGGAACACGUACUCCAUGGAGAAAUCAGGCCGAGUCUACACAGAAAUCAUCCGGAUUUGGGAUAUUGUCUUAGAUCAUUGCAAACUGGCAGAUUCCAUUAAGGCCAUUUGCAGUGCCUAUAACCGGGGCUUGUCCUGUGUCCUGAGGAAGAAGCUGAAAGGUAUCAACAAAGGCCAGGUAUCAGCUAAUAUGAAAAUCCAAAAGCGUAUACCCUGCUGCUAUGUGGAGGACACAGAGGCAGAGAAGAGCAUGGAGCAUGUCAAUCCCGAGUACUUUCCUCCAGCCAGUGCCGUGGAGACAGAAUAUAACAUCAUGAAGUUCCACAGCUUCAGCACCAAUAUGGCUUUCAAUAUUCUCAAUGACAUGACAGCGACAGUGGAGUAUCCCUUCCGGGUGGGUGAGCUAGAGUAUGCAGUAAUUGACCUUAACCCCAGGCCGUUAGAGCCCAUCAUCCUCAUUGGGCGGAGUGGCACUGGAAAAACAACCUGUUGUCUAUACCGGUUGUGGAAAAAAUUCCACGUUUACUGGGAAAAGGCUGAGCAGGCAGGAAGCCCGUUACUGGCCAAACAGAUAUGGCCAAAGAGAAGGUUGGAAGUGGAACCUGGAAAAGAGGGUCCAAGUGGGAAGGAGGAAAAGGUGAAGGAACAAGAUGAAGAAGAGGAAUGUUCCAUUGAAGUGGAAACAGUAGACAGCAUAGAUGAAGAGCAGGAGAGUGCAGCCUGUGCGGGGGGAGCUGCCGUGGAGCCAGUGAGAGUCAGCCAAGCAGCAGAACUAUGUGCACCAGGACAUCCCCACCAGCUGGAGCAUUUACGUCAGAUCUUUGUGACCAAGAAUCACGUCUUGUGCCAGGAGGUACAAAGGAAUUUCAUUGAACUUUCUAAGUCUACUAAGGCAACCAGUCACUAUAAACCACUAGAACCAAACAUUCACAAACUCCAGGACCUAAAGGAUGAGAACUUUCCUCUAUUUGUCACUUCCAAACAGCUUCUUCUCCUGCUUGAUGCUUCUCUGCCAAAACCAUUUUUUCUGAGAAAUGAAGAUGGGAGCUUGAAAAGAACCAUUGUAGGAUGGUCCACACAGGAAGAGUUGAUUGUCCCCAACUGGCAAGAGGAUGAAGAGGAGACUGAGGUGGAUGGGGACUGCAGUGAAGAGGAUAAAGCUGCAGAAAUGCAUGCAGGUGACAGUGACCCCCGGGUAUACGUGACAUUUGAGGUGUUUACCAAUGAAAUAUGGCCCAAAAUGAUCAAAGGGAAGACCUCCUACAACCCUGCACUGAUUUGGAAAGAAAUAAAAUCUUUUCUGAAGGGUUCUUUUGAGGCCCUCAGCUGUCCCCAGGGGAGACUCACUGAAGAAGCGUAUAAGAAAUUAGGGAGGAAACGCUCUCCUAAUUUCAAGGAAGACCGAAGUGAAAUAUAUAGCCUCUUUUGUGUAUAUCAGCAAAUCAGGUCCCAGAAAGGUUAUUUUGAUGAAGAAGAUGUUCUGUACAACCUAUCCUGGAGGCUGUCAAAGCUCAGGGUACUGCCAUGGUCCAUCCACGAGCUCUAUGGUGAUGAGAUUCAGGACUUCACCCAAGCUGAGCUAGCACUGCUGAUGAAAUGCAUCAAUGAUCCCAAUGCCAUGUUCCUCACUGGUGACACAGCUCAGAGCAUCAUGAAGGGUGUGGCCUUCCGAUUUAGCGAUCUGCGCUCUCUGUUUCACUACGCAAGCAGAAAUAGCAUAGACAAGCAAUAUGCUGUUCGAAAGCCCAAGAAAAUACACCAGCUGUACCAGAAUUACAGGUCCCACUCAGGAAUCCUUAAUCUGGCAUCUGGAGUAGUAGACUUACUUCAGUUCUAUUUCCCAGAAUCUUUUGAUCGCCUUCCAAGGGAUUCUGGCCUCUUUGAUGGUCCCAAACCAAUUGUCCUAGAGUCUUGUAGUGUAAGUGACUUGGCAAUUUUGCUACGAGGGAAUAAAAGGAAAACCCAGCCCAUUGAAUUUGGCGCCCACCAGGUAAUCCUUGUAGCCAAUGAGACAGCAAAAGAAAAUAUUCCAGAAGAAUUAGGGUUAGCACUUGUGCUAACAGUUUAUGAAGCAAAAGGAUUAGAAUUUGACGAUGUCCUUCUUUACAACUUUUUUACUGAUUCUGAGGCUUACAAGGAAUGGAAGAUCAUUUCCUCAUUUACACCUUCAUCAUCUGACUCCAGAGAGGAAAAUCGGCCAUUGGUUGAAGUGCCCCUGGAGAAGCUGAGCUCUUCUCAAAGUCGGUCUCUCAUGGUGAAUCCAGAAAUGUACAAGCUCCUCAAUGGAGAGCUGAAGCAGCUAUAUACUGCCAUAACACGGGCUCGUGUCAACCUCUGGAUUUUUGAUGAAAACAGAGAGAAACGGGCUCCUGCAUUCAAAUAUUUCAUUGGAAGAGAUUUUGUUCAAGUUGUGAAGACAGAUGAAAAUAAAGACUUUGAUGACAGCAUGUUUGUUAAGACCUCAACUCCUGAGGAGUGGAUUGCACAAGGAGAAUACUAUGCCAAGCACCAGUGCUGGAAGGUUGCAGCCAAGUGUUACCAGAAAGGAGGUGCAUUUGAGAAGGAGAAGUUGGCCCUGGCCCACCACACUGCCCUGAACAUGAAAUCCAAGAAAGUCAGCCCCAAGGAAAAGGAGUUGGAGUAUUUGGAACUGGCAAAAACCUAUUUGGAGUGCAAUGAACCAAAGCUGUCCCUUAAGUGUCUGAGCUAUGCCAAGGAGUUCCAGCUGUCUGCCCAGCUGUGUGAGAGGCUGGGGAAGAUAAGAGAUGCUGCCUAUUUCUAUAAGCGAAGCCAAUGCUACAAAGAUGCUUCCAGAUGCUUUGAGCAGAUUCAAGAAUUUGAUCUAGCACUCAAAAUGUACUGCCAAAAGGAGCUUUUUGAAGAAGCCGCUAUUGCAGUGGAAAAGUAUGAAGAAAUACUAAAGACCAAAGCUCUUCCCAUUUCUAAGCUCUCUUAUUCUGCGAGUCAGUUUUACUUAGAAGCCGCAGCAAAGUACCUGAGUGCAAAUAAGAUAAAGGAAAUGAUGGCUGUCCUCUCAAAGCUAGACAUAGAUGACCAGCUAGUGUUCCUAAAGUCUCGGAAAUGCCUAGCAGAAGCCGCAGACUUGCUAAACAGGGAAGGUCGGAGGGAAGAGGCUGCUCUGCUGAUGAAGCAACAUGGCUGCCUCCUGGAGGCUGCUAGGCUUACUGUUGACAAGGACUUUCAGGCCUCAUGUCUGCUGGGGGCUGCUCGCCUCAAUGUGGCCAGGGAUUCCGACGUGGAACAUACCAAGGCCAUUCUAAAAGAAGCGCUUGACCUCUGCUAUCAAACCAGCCAGUUGUCUGGUAUUGCGGAGGCCCAGUUCCUGCAGGGAGUAAUCCUGAGAGACUUUCAGAAACUCAAGGAUGCCUUUUUCAAAUUUGACACCCUCAAUCACUCAGCUGGAGUGGUGGAAGCACUUUAUGAAGCAGCCACCCAGUGUGAGGCUGAGCCUGAGAAGGUUCUGGCCUUGGCUCCGGGGGGCUUGGAAGUCCUUCUCAAUCUGGUCAGGGCCCUAAAAAGAGUGACUAACAAUGCUGAGAAAGAAAUGGUCAAAUCUUGCUUUGAGUUUUUUGGGAUUUCCCAGGUGGAUGCCAAGUAUUGCCAGAUAGCUCAAAAUGACCCUGGGCCCAUAUUAAGAAUAAUUUUUGACCUGGAUUUAAACUUGAGAGAGAAGAAAACAAAAGAUCAUUUCUUGAUAAUGACUGACCAGGUGAAAUUAGCCCUAAAUAAACACCUUUUAAGCAGGCUGUGCCAAAUUACACAGAACUUGCUUGGAAAGACUUACCCAGCAGUCUGCACAAGGUUUCUUGUAGGCUUAAAAUGUGAAGAGGAAAACUGUGAAGCUUUUCACAGGCCUCUGCGGCGUUGUGAGGCUAAGUGUUUGGUUCAGUCAAAAAUGCACCUUGUGGCAAUUAGCGGAUUGCUUCUAGAAGCCAAAAAAGUAUUCCCUAAAAUUUUAGCUGAAGAACUUGAAGAAAUUGACUAUAUUUUGUCUACAGAUAGGUAUGACAUUUGCAAAUCCUUCCUGAAUGUCCUCUUCCCUAAGCAUUUUCAUCAGAGAGUAUUGUCAGAAAACCCCAUGGCAUGCAAAGAAAUCCUCAAACCAAAUUACAAAUCCUUCCGGUUCUAUAGGUUUGCUUUGAAAGAGUAUAUCUACUUUCUGUUUCAAAAUGAAAGGGCACGCAGCCGCCGGGAAUCCACAGACCUGUGGCUGAGUGCCAUGCAAGCUUUCCUUCUUUCCUCCAACUACCCAGAGGAGUUUGAAAAGCUGCUUCACCAAGAGGAGGACAAUUACAACAGGGAGCUCAAAGCUCUAGAGUCUGAAAAAGAAGAAAGGGGCAGGGAUAGAGACAGCAGGAUGAAAGGAAUAGAAGGGAAAUACGGUAUGCUCAUACCCAACAAGGACGAUGAAAGUACAGAGAAGACCCACCUUUGUUUCAUCCGGCUGCUAGAGAAUUGCAUCGACCAGUUCUAUGUGUACAGAAACCCAGAAGACUACAAGAGGCUCUUUUUCCGUUUCAUGAAUGUUCUUGUCAAGAGGUGCAAAGAACCGCUCAUCCCCAGCAUUGGAAACACAGUGGCCCUGUUGGAGUUCCAGUUCAUCCACUGUGGGGUAGUGCUAGCCCGCCUCUGGAAGAAUGCCAUCCUGUGCCUCCCCAAGAGUUACAUUGCACUCUUGCACUACUGGGAGUUCCUAUUCAGCAAGAAGGACAAGGAGUUUGGGGAUGUGUUCUCUGUCAUUCAGGAAUACAAACCAAAGGAUGUGACAAGAGCCAUUCAGGAUUUCCGGUUUCACCUCUCCUAUCUCGUCAAGGUGCUAUGUGGUUAUGAGAAUAUGCACUUCAAUGUCCUACUUGAUGCCUUCAGUGAAAUAGACUGUGUUGUCUCAGGUGAGGCAGAGCGGACAGUGGUGCUGUGCUUGGUGAUGCUAGUGAAUGCUGAGUUCCUACGGCCAUCCUGCAAGCCUCUCCUAUACCGCCAUUUUCAGGAGAUUGAGAUGAGGCUGGAGCUCAUGAACAUGGACUUCCCAGACCAGGUUCCCGAGAGGCUCCUGAAGGUGGUGAGGAGGGUGUUGAUGGCAGUCAACGUGAAGUCUGUGGCUGAGGCACUGCAGGACCUGCUCUUUGAGCGGGAUGAAGAGUACCUGAUGGACUGCCACUGGCGAUGGGACAGCAUGCAAACCAAAGGAUCCAUGGUCCGUGGCCUCUAUCAUGAGGAGGUCAGACUGAAUCGCUUGCUCUGUGUGGAUCCUAUGGACUACUUAGCCGAACCCGAGUGUGAGUUUGGUCAAGAUGAGACAGAUGAGCUGGCAUUAGAAGACCGAGACCACCUCCUGGCCACCAUCCUUUCCCAGAAGCAGCGGAAGGCUUCUAUCCAGCGGAAGUUGAAGAGGGCAUGUCUGGUGGUGUCUCUGUGUAUUAGCUGGAGGAGAAGGGUGGGCACCCAGAUGGAGCACUUCAGGGAGGAGGCCAGGGAGCCCAGGGCUGGGAAUUUUAAAAGGGCUGAUGUGGAUAGGACUCAGUGUGACCUCUGUGGGGUGAAGUUCACCCGCAGCCCUGAGAACUAUUUCAGCUCCAGCAAAGCAUUUGAAGGAGUGGCUUCAGAGGGUGUGGUCCUUUGCAGGUCUGAGCUGGAAGGAAAAGAGUGUCGGGAGAGGAACAGUGAUUCGUAUGAGCAGCAUAUCCAUCUAGAAGGCCACCGAAGGCAGCAAGUGGCCUACCAGAAAUAUUCAGAAUUUUUCCUCGAGAAGGUAGACCCAGCCAUUGAAGAAGGAAAAUUGGUGGUGCAGGACAUCGAACAGAGUGUGUGGAUCCACAGUCACCUGGGCUCUAAAGAGCAUAGCCACAUGUUGCAGAGGAAGGUCCAAGAGCACAUCAAAAGGGUCUCCGAUAUGGUAGAGGAUCUCUAUAGGCGGAAGGCCUGGGCUGGUGCGGAAGAGGCGAUGACUCGGCUGGUCAACAUUCUUAUCCUGUCAGUCAGGGAUGCACGGGAGUGGCUGAUGAAAACAGAACUCUGCUUAAAGGAGGAAGGUAUUGUUCAGGAAGAUGAUUAUGAAGAUGAAGUUGAAGACUUUGGUGAGCUCCGUCCUAGAAGGCGUUCACGGAAAUACGGAAAGCAGAGAAAAUACUAACGUCCAGGACAUGACACAGCUGCUGUCUGUUAAACCUUCAGACUAUUCCAUCCUGACUUAGAAUUCUGAUGCUGGCUUAGAAGAGAAAAAUAAUGUGAAUUAGCAUUACAAAAAUGAGUAGGGGAGUCCAACAAAGCCUUGCUUUUUGUUCUUUUCAUUUGUCUUUCAAUGGUAGCUUACAGUCUGAUUGCUCCCUCAACUGCAGGGACCUCUUAAGUGUUUUCCAAGUAAAGUCUAACAGUAUUAGUUCCUCCUGAAAAACAUGUUUGGGUUAGAGGAGUUGUAGUUGACUGUUGGGACUUGUUAUUGCAGAGUCCCCAGGCUUUCUGGCUCAUCCUCAAACUGACAUAAGUCAGUAGCAGGGGCCUAGGUGUUUAAGACAGAGACAUCCCUCAGCUCACAGAUGCUGCUGCUCUGGGCCAGGAAGUCCCUCUAUGGACCCUUCAUCUCCUGCCACACUGCUGCAGCAUUAAGUAGUACAAGAGCUGUGUGUGCUCGGGGUCUACAUGAGCCCUGGUAACAGGGCAACCCCUGAUAUCAGGCUGCAUCUGGUUAUCUCUACAUUUGUAAUGUAGUUAUUUCCAUUAUGAAUGUUAACCAUUUCUCCCUGUGGCAACUUUUCUGCCUUCUUUUCCUCCAUUUUUUGUGACCAUUCUUAGCAACCUGUGUAAGUAACAGUUAGACUACCUCAGAAUGUAGUCAAGAAUUUGCCCAGCAUCCUUUGGAUGUCCUUUCCCUAGAGAGAAAUGCGGGGGAAUAUUGCUGGGGGCAUUCCCAACAUGUCUCUCCAAGGUGGUCCUAACUCUGCCUUGGCUAUGGUGCAGACAUCCCGAAAAGUAUUUUGUGUGUAGCCUUAUAUUUCUAGUUUUCUUGGUUUUCCCUGGCAAGUUUGCCACCAAAGCUUAGAUUGACAUUCUGAGAGUUUCUACCCACUGAGCUCACCAUGGUAGGAUUAUAACCAGCAGAGCUAUAGGUUAGUUAAAAGCACGUGGACAGAGGAGGAAGCCAGCCUUAUAGUGCCAAUCCUUUAGGAUUUGGCUGUGAAUCACUGCCACGUGGCUGGCUCAGUGGGUAGAGGCCAGGCUGUGGGCCUUUCUGCAGGAGGCCAUUGCUUGUGCCUUCCACCACUGAGCCAGCAGCCCUCAGUGUGGUCCUACUUGGGAAGCUCUCUUGCUUCUCUAGAGUCACUGCCCACCCUUAUCCCCCUUCACUCAGCCUGGUAUUCCCUUAUAGGGAAAGGCCAGAUUCACUCUGGUCUUUGAUUGUUUUGUCUUCACAACAGAACUACCACCUUUUUCUCCAUGUUGCUGCUGCUUUUGCUGCUUAUUGUUUUCAUUAUCCUUCUGAAUGACUCUGCUCCCUUAAAAUGUUUGUUUCUGAUUUUUAUUUUAGGUGUUUUUUUUAUGAACUUGAUAGAACAAAUAAGAAAACUACAAUCAAAUCUUGCUGUAUUAUUACAUUUUUAUAAAGUAAAAUCAUUUUUCACCUGUUGCUACUGUUUUGUUUAUUUUCAAUCUCUACUCAGA
Nycticebus coucang (slow loris) is the source of this 10360-nucleotide messenger RNA. It is a transcript of the gene TRANK1, whose product is annotated as tetratricopeptide repeat and ankyrin repeat containing 1. Gene Ontology annotation, molecular function: ATP binding; protein binding. The record is from RefSeq and is a predicted model, not a curated record. Bases 81 to 8834 code for a protein of 2917 amino acids. The transcript is spliced from 22 exons. Lineage: Eukaryota; Metazoa; Chordata; Mammalia; Primates; Lorisidae.